UGUCUCCGUUCUGUCUCCCUUCCGACUUCACACCUGUAGCCUCUUCCUUCCACUGCAUUUUUCUGUAAAGGAUAGAGAGGUGGAAGCUGGCGGAGAGAUAUUUACCGGAAGAUGGCGGUCCGCAUCUGGGCGAAGCGUGUCAGCGUACAGCUCGAUGACGAGGCGAGGGCGCGCCUCCGCGGCGACGACGCACGGGGCGUCGCGGGCUACGCUAGCAGCGGCAGCGACCACGGGACCACCACCUGCCUCUCUGGCCUCGUUCAUGCCUUCCUCGAGACCGGGGGCGGCGAUAGCACCUCCUCCGCCGCUGCCGACUACGGAGGUGGCGGGGAAUCCGACCAUGACGAGAACCUCGAGGACCUCGAUGUCGCCGAGGACCGGGAUCGUGCCGCUUCGGAGACUGUUCGGGAGCUGAUGAGCUCGACGGCCGAGAAGGACUCGUUUCGCACUCGGCUGGCGACUGACGUCUCGAAGGCGGCGGAGGGUGUCGCCUGGCUGAGGUCGAGCUGCGGCGCCGCAGCCUUCAGGCGGGCGGUGAUGGCGCGGCUGAGGGCCGCGGGGUACAAUGCCGGGAUCUGCAAGGCGAGGUGGAACGCCUCCGGGGGAUUGGCGGCGGGGAAUUACGAGUACAUCGACGUGGUGGUGGCGCCGGGGGACGGGGACGGCCAGGGCAGGAGGUACAUCGUGGAUCUGGAUUUCGCGGCGGAGUUCGAGGUGGCGAGGCCGACGGAGGCGUACAAGGGCGUGGUGGCGUGCCUGCCGCGGGCGGCGGUGGCAGGGGAGGAAGCGGUCAGGCAGGUGGUACGGGCGGUGGCGGACGCGGCGCGGAGGUCGCUGCGAGCACGCGGCCUACACGUCCCGCCGUGGCGGAAGAGCCGCUACAUGCUCGCCAAGUGGCUCGGGCCCUACCGGCGGACCACCAACCCGGUGCCGACCUCUCUCACCGCCACCGCACCGGGCGGCGACGUCAAGCGCCGUGCGGUAGGCUUCCCCACGGCGGGCCCACCUGCCUGAACCCGUUAAGAGGAAAUCGACGGCCGCGGCGAAUAGUAACAAGCUUUUUUUCUUCCUCUCGUCUUCUUUUUGGCGUGUAUACGCGGCGACCGACUAACGGGGUAACGUGGCAUGACGUGUUUGAAUGUCGUCUCGUGGUUGGACACCCCGCGGUGCGUCCCGAGAAGACGUAUUUCUUUCCUGUGUGUGGAUAAUAUAGAUAAUGUCUUGUCGAGCUACGGAUGUCGUAUUUUUUUCCAUUAUUAUGUUUAUUUUAUUUCAAUGA
This is a messenger RNA of Musa acuminata AAA Group (dessert banana), 1279 nucleotides long. RefSeq lists its product as uncharacterized. The transcript has a single exon. The record is from RefSeq and is a predicted model, not a curated record. The coding region runs from base 112 to 1014 and encodes 300 amino acids. NCBI's taxonomy places the organism in Eukaryota, Viridiplantae, Streptophyta, Magnoliopsida, Zingiberales, Musaceae.